CCUACCUUGUAUAUCGGGACCCUUCUCCCAUCUGUUCACCCGCGCAUCAUUCCUAUACACACCACCGUUCGCUCAUGCCGGUGCUGAGUGCAGCGCGCCGCACAUCGUUACCACCUUCCCCUGUUUGGGGUGUGCGACGACGAUAUCGCGACCAAGGAAUAUGAAAUUCGCAAAGGAGCUGGACCGUGAUCUCGUGCCUGAAUGGAGAGUCAAGUAUUUGGAUUACAAGACCGGGAAAAAGAAACUUAAGGCGAUACGUCGCGCGCUCAGAUCCGUCAAUCAAACCCCCCGAUUACGUCUUCGUGGCGGUACCACCUUCACACCGUCGCCAUUUGAUACCGCCCCCAAAUAUUCUUUCCUCAAUCGCAACCAUGGAAAAGCCAUCGACACGUCGCGAGAACCCGAAAAUCUGAGAGCGAUCGCAAUCGACAAGUCCAAAUCGGAACACGAAGCGAAUUCGUCUGGGAAAUCGCGCUUGAAUGGUGAGAAUAAAGAUGAGGAGGCGCCCUUGAACGCUCAGGAAGACCCGAGAUACCCAGGCUUGACACGAUACGGUAGCAUCAUUGGAACACCGCCAAAGCAUGGCGCGUCUUUGGACAAGGCCAAACGUCCGCCUUCCCUGAAGCUACCAGGCGCAGCUCUCGAUCCAGACAAUACCUUUCCGGCAGUAGGACCGUCUGACAGGCGACAUGCGAGCGCAUCGGAGAGGCUCCCCUCAAGCAGUGAGGCAGGGACGGAAACCAACAACGCUUUUGAAGUGGGAAAAACAAGGUCGCCGACAGCCGCCAAAUCUCUUCCGGCUCGAUACAAGAGCAUCUUCAGCCCAAAACGCAUGAAUUCGACUCCCAGCGUGCCGGUCAGCCAACCCCCUCGACCACUUGCAAAACGAGUCUUUUCCUUGGCCCAAAACACACCUCCGCCUGCGCAUGGUGACGUUCCCCUUGAGGCUUAUCGCGAACUUGAUAUGCGACAAGCCGAGUUCUUCCAUUUCCUGGACAUGGAGCUGGACAAGAUCGAGACAUUCUACAAACAAAAGGAGGAUGAAGCUACAGAAAGGCUGGGUGUCUUGAGGGAGCAGUUGCACACGAUGGCAGAUAGCAGGUUGACGGACUUGAUCGAACGCCAUACCGCGAAGAUCAAGGCAAAGGCUGAUAAGCAUACAGCUGCAGGAAAGCCACUGUUGAAUGGUCGAGGUGGAGGUUCACAUGAUAUAGACACUAACAAUGGGCACAACGGCUCAAUGAUGAACCCAACAUCUCUGAUUGAUUCUGCUUUACAGGCUGUGCAAGCCGGCAAGUAUGGGAAGAGUACCAAAGCUAUGCAUGGACUCGCUACGCCGUCUGCCCUGCGUCCUGCCAGUUCUGAUGAUCGCGGCGACUACCAACGCAAACCAGAGAGAUCACAUAUACCCUAUCAGACUGCCAAAAGAAAGCUCAAGGUAGCGCUACAAGAGUAUUAUCGAGGAUUAGAGCUUCUCAAAUCAUAUGCACUCCUGAAUCGCACGGCUUUCCGCAAAAUCAACAAAAAGUAUGACAAAGCAGUGAACGCAAGACCGUCGCUCCGAUACAUGUCCGAGAAAGUCAAUCAGGCUUGGUUUGUAAACAGCGAUGUCAUUGAGGGACAUAUUCGUGCUGUCGAGGAUCUUUACGCGAGAUAUUUCGAGAAAGGCAAUCAUAAAGUGGCUGUCAACAGGCUGCGGAUUAAGAUCGCCCGGGCCGGCGACUAUACCGAAAACUCAUUCCGGAACGGUCUCAUGCUAGGUUUUGGCGCGGUUUUCGGUGUUCAGGGUAUCGUCAAAGCUGUUGAACUCCUUUACGGAGACGACCAAACCCGGGUCACGAACACAAGCUAUCUAUUACAGAUUUAUGCUGGGUACUUUUUCAUGAACUUCCUGUUCAUUCUGUUUUGUCUGGAUUGCCGUGUAUGGAGCACUCACAAGAUCAACUAUGUUUUCGUUUUCGAAUACGAUACCCGCCAUCACCUGGAUUGGAGACAGCUUUUUGAGCUUCCUUGUUUCUUCCUCUUCCUCUUGGGCUUAUUCAUCUGGCUGAACUUUAGCCAAUACGGGGAUCCUAAUAUAUUCCUCUAUUAUCCAGUCAUUCUCCUCGGACUCACGGCAAUCCUGUUAUUCAUUCCAUUGAAAAUUUUCUACUACAGAAGUCGGUUAUGGCUUCUAGUCUCAAUGUGGCGCUUGAUUUGCGCGGGAUGCUAUCCUGUGGAGUGGCGUGACUUCUACAUGGGCGACAUGUUCUGUUCACUUACGUACACCAUGGGUAACAUUGAGUUAUUCUUUUGUCUCUAUGCUAACCAAUGGGGCAAUCCCACCCAAUGCAACUCAUCGAGUUCGCGCCUAUUGGGCUUUUUCACUACUCUCCCCGGUAUCUGGCGUGCAUUCCAGUGUUAUCGCCGCUACCACGACUCUGGCAAUGCAUUUCCCCAUCUCCUCAACUUGGGAAAGUACACGGCAACAAUCUUGUUCUACAUGAUGCUCAGCAUCUAUCGCAUAGACAAAAGUACCACUAACCGUGGCCUCUUUAUCACUUUCGCCAUUAUCAAUUCCAUUUACUGCAGUUUUUGGGACGUGUACUAUGAUUGGAGUUUGGGUGAUCCGCAUGCCAAACAUCCGUUCCUUCGUCAGACUUUAGGAUACAAGAGGGCUUGGUGGUACUACACAGCCAUGGUCAUCGAUCCACUUCUACGCUUCAACUGGAUCUUCUACGCCGUAAUUCCACUCCAAGUCCAACACUCCGCCAUAACCUCAUUCUGCGUAGCCCUCAGCGAGAUCUGCAGACGAGGCAUGUGGUCCCUCUUCCGCGUCGAAAACGAGCACUGCUCCAACGUCGGCCAUUUCCGCGCCUCUCGCGACGUUCCGCUUCCUUACGAAGUAGCUGCCACACAUCAAGACCAACAGCAACAACAGCCUCAACACAUAGAUCCCCACACCGACGAAGAACAAGGCAUCCCCCACCCGGGGAUUACACACCGCCCAACGUACGACGGUGCUCACGCCACAGGUACGGACCUCGCACAGACGUCUUCACACUCAUCGUCGUCAUUCCGCCGCCGCCACAGCGCGUCCGAUCAAACGCCUUACCAGCCAUCCCCCCUCACCCGCGGUCUCACCCGCAUCGGAACAAUCAUGCGCACAGCCCACGCCCAAGAUUUCGAAAAACGCAAGAAACCCGAACUCGGCGCCUCAUCCGCACACGGCGCGAAAGAAGAGGAAGAUGAUGAUGACGACGACGAUACGGACGAUGACGAAGAAGAGAGCUCCGGAGAGCAGAGCGGAAGGUCGAGCGCUAGUCGUGGGUCUGUUGUUGCCGCGGCCGCCGCUGCUUCCGCGCGGACUGUUGUUGCUUCUGCGGCUGAUGUGCAGAGCGCGAGGGAGAUUGAUGAGGUUAGGGGGAAUUUGGCGGUAGGCAGGGGGGAGGGGUCGUCUUCGCGGUCGUGA
Messenger RNA from Periconia digitata, 3451 nucleotides. The record is from the annotation of a GenBank genome assembly. NCBI's taxonomy places the organism in Eukaryota, Fungi, Ascomycota, Dothideomycetes, Pleosporales, Periconiaceae.